AUCAAUACGUAACCAAACAUAAUUUACGUAUUCAUGGCAACCAACUUCACUCCCGUGUGGCAAAAGCCGGUAAAACGCACUAUCAUUUGCACAGAAGAAAAGAAACUCCACAAAAAUGGAUCUAAAAGGUUUUUUAGAAAAAUUGGAAGAGAAAUCAAACAUUUUUGGUACAUUUGGUGAUUUGGAUAGAAAAGCUGCUGAAAAUUUCGGUUGUUUUCUGGUCGAGUUGGUUGAAAUUUUAGGCGAUACUGACGAGGCGGAUUUUAUUCGAAUAGCUGCGUCCAGGGAAAUCUGUCGACAUUUGACAAGCAAAUCGAAAUUGGUCCACACUGUUCAACAAAACGAAUGGAAUGAAAUAGAUGAGGGGAUUAAAACAGAUCUAAACACACGGUUGAUUCAACAAUUGAAAGUUGCGGACAAAUUUGCUGUCAUCCAAGCAUUGGUAGAUUCCAUCACAGCUGUCUGUCUUAUGGAUGCUUUGCAGGGCGACAUAUUUGGUGCAAUCAUUGGAAUUGUGGAAGAAACAAACAACUUGUGUCCAUUGACGGCUUCGUACAAAGUGUUGGGAAAUCUCGUACCAAACUUACAUGAUGUCAGCAUCAUUUUGGAUCUCGUUUUGAAUGCAACAUUGGGAGGUGCGUUGCUCAAGGGUCUCGAAGUCACACCAAAUCUAUGUGAGAAAGAUGAGCUCGACGGUCUACGGCAAAAUACGUUGAUUGCAUUUGCAAAAUUGAUAUCGAAAUUAGAUGUUUCUCCCAAGUCAAAUCAGGUCAUUCAAUUUCUUGACAUGGUUGUUAUCAAAGUCAUAAAAAGCGAAACAUUGGUAUCGCCAGAAGAAAGCAUGUGUAUCAAAGCCUUAGAUCUCCUUCUAGAGAUAUUGGUGAAGUAUAAAAAAUGUACGGACUUGGGUGAUAAGAUCAAAAUUCAAUGGUUAGAUUUUCUCAUGAAAAACGGUCUGCUAAAGCAGCUUCAGGUAAUUAGUUACAAAGAGAGAGGAAUGGAACGCGCUGCGGAAAUCGUAAACAAUUUCUAUGAAAGCCUUGAUGAAAUUCAAAAUUUAUAGAUUCGAAUACAUCGUCAAUCCAACGAAUUCCGAACAUAUCGAAUUUAAAUUUGUUAUCUGCACAAUCGAAAAAAAGGUGCCUUAUCCCGAGCUGUUUUUAUGGAUAAUUGAAUAAAUAAUAUCAUUUUAUAGAAGAUUUGUUUGGAAUUUUUUUUUGCCGAAUUCAUUGUUAUUAAUCCAUUCUUCUGUAUUAUACGGUUGCAAUAGUGAAUUCAUCAUUUUUGAAAUAAAAGAACGCUCACUUUUCAUUUA
This is a messenger RNA of Sitodiplosis mosellana (orange wheat blossom midge), 1315 nucleotides long. RefSeq lists its product as uncharacterized. The coding region runs from base 116 to 1063 and encodes 315 amino acids. The record is from RefSeq and is a predicted model, not a curated record. NCBI's taxonomy places the organism in Eukaryota, Metazoa, Arthropoda, Insecta, Diptera, Cecidomyiidae. The transcript has 4 exons.